AUGGCCCACCUUCUUCCCUGGGACAGUGCCUUGCCUACCUUGCAGCUGGCUGUCUUCGCUGGUUUUGGUUCUUUCGUCGAUAAAACAGUGCUUCCCUUUGUGAGCACAGUGCCCUCCAAGCUGCGCCACCCCUGCCCCAGCCGGGUGGAGCGCUGCCAGUCGCCCUUCAGCUUUCACCACGUGCUGUCCCUGACGGGGGAUGCCCAGGCCUUUGAGCGGGAGGUGGGGCGACAGAGCUGCACUCUGCCAGGUGAGGAGGAGCAGAUUGGUUGGAGAAAUGUGUCCCGGCUGCUGGUGUUCACUUCAGAUGACACAUUCCACACAGCUGGGGAUGGGAAGUUGGGUGGCAUUUUCAUGCCCAGUGAUGGACACUGCCACUUGGACAGCAAUGGCCUCUACAGUCGCAGCCCAGAGUUUGACUACCCAUCUGUGGGUCAGGUAGCCCAGGCCCUCUCUGCAGCAAACAUCCAACCCAUCUUUGCUGUCACCAGUGCCACACUGCCUGUCUACCAGGAGCUGAGUAAGCUGAUUCCUAAGUCUGCAGUGGGGGAGCUGAGCGAGGACUCCAGCAAUGUGGUACAGCUCAUCAUGGACGCUUACAAUAAAUUGCUGAAUGCACAGGAGAAGUGA
Molecule: messenger RNA, 630 nt
Organism: Propithecus coquereli (Coquerel's sifaka)
Lineage: Eukaryota; Metazoa; Chordata; Mammalia; Primates; Indriidae
Product: integrin beta-7-like
Exons: 7
Coding region: 1-630 (209 amino acids)
Biological process (GO): cell-matrix adhesion; cell adhesion mediated by integrin; cell migration
Cellular component (GO): integrin complex; focal adhesion; cell surface
Molecular function (GO): integrin binding
Source: RefSeq, a predicted model, not a curated record